Molecule: messenger RNA, 1464 nt
Organism: Drosophila novamexicana
Lineage: Eukaryota; Metazoa; Arthropoda; Insecta; Diptera; Drosophilidae
Product: dehydrogenase/reductase SDR family member on chromosome X
Exons: 5
Coding region: 242-1345 (367 amino acids)
Source: RefSeq, a predicted model, not a curated record
AAAACGAGCGCGCGAAACUUAAACGAUUCAGUUGUCUUUUGAAUUUCCAGCGGUGUGGUUGUGUUUCUUUGGAACCGGUUUGCCGUGCUAUUGAAUUUGUAAACGUGACGUGCUGCGCCAAACGCAGACAGAAAUUGAAACUAUUUACCUUUUAACUGAAUAAGGUUGUCAAAUAUUAGCAUAGACAAAAGUUUCGCCACGCGAGUGCAUAGAAAACGCAUCAGCCCACAUAAUUAAGUGUAUGUGCAUUUCGGCAGACAUCCAAACGUUAAUGUUAACAAUGUUGAUUUUGCUAUUUGUCAUCGGUAUUGUUGUGUGCGGCUUUAUAUUCAGCAAGACUACCAAGGGUAUACCCAAGUCGUGGUUCGAAUGGAAGACAGAGUUCCGUUACCAGUAUUUGGGUAUUGUGGGCCUUCUACACGAUGCACGGUACGCGUCGAGGGAUCGUGUAGUACUCUACAAGCAACCGGAUCGCAUUGCUGUAAUUACGGGCGGCAAUCGCGGCAUCGGGCUGCGCAUUGUGGAGAAAUUGCUGGCAUGCGAUAUGACUGUCGUAAUGGGCGUUCGUGAUCCUCGCAGUGCCGAGGUCGCCGUUGGCGGCAUUGUGGAUCUAAGCCAGACGAAGGGCAAGCUUAUCUGUGAGCAACUCGAUGUGGGGGAUCUGAAGUCGGUGCGCGCCUUCGCGGAGCGUAUCUCGCAGAAAUAUCAAAAAAUCGAUUUGCUGCUGAACAAUGCGGGAAUUAUGUUUGCGCCGUUCAAGCUCACGGCCGAUGGCUACGAGUCGCACUUUGCCAUCAACUACCUGGGCCACUUUAUGCUCACGCACCUGCUGCUGCCGAAGCUGCGCGCGGCCGGACAGAAGGGUAAGAAUGCGCGCAUUGUAAACGUGAGCUCCUGCGUAAAUCUCAUUGGCCGCAUCAACUACAAGGACAUCAAUGGACUCAAGAACUAUUAUCCCGGAACUGCGUACAGUCAGUCGAAAUUAGCGCAGAUUCUCUUCACACGUCACCUGCAAACGCUGCUUGACGCGGAGAAGGCCCAUGUGCAGGUGAAUGUGGUGCAUCCCGGCAUUGUGGACACGGAUCUAUUCGAGCACUCGGCCACCACGGCCGUGCCGUUCUUUAAGAAGAUCUUCUUCAAGACUCCAGAGCGUGGCUCACGCACGGUUGUCUUUGCGGCCAUAGAUCCAUCGAUCGAGGGACUGGGCGGCACAUAUCUGAGCAAUGGCGGCAAGGGUCCUUUCCAUGCGGACGCCAAGCAGCCGGAGAAGUGCGAAAAGCUCUUUCAACAUUCCUGCGAUCUGCUCAAAAUCAAACAGUACGGAAAUGGCGAAUAUACUCUCUAAUUGUCAAUUAAUCAAAGCCUGUUCUUAACACUCCUCAACUGGUGCAACGUACUUUUUCUAAUAAGAUAUUCUUCUAAUAGUCAUCUUAUAUUAAAAUAACACAAUCGGAUUGACUAAGA